AUGAAGAACAUAGUGCGUCAUCGAUUGAACAAUCGAGUCCAAAACGGAGUACGUGAGUGCUACAAACAGUCGGUGAAGCUCCGAGGCAUAGUGGAAGGGGUCCGCGGUGAGCCCUGGGUUUGUGAACCUGGCAUUGAUCCCAAGACCGGAGAAAAAGCAGGACCAUACGAAGCACUUUCUUUCGCUUCAUUGGUGGAGUCUUUUUACAGUGCGUUAGAUGAAGAUGGUGAGAACCCCAACCUCCGGUUGACUCUCAACAAAGGCCUGGAGUGCCGAAUUCUUCACAGCCGGGCACCGCCCGCUGUGUUGAAAUACUUGGUGCACCUCCACAACAGAUUCCAUCAAGGAUCCUCCACAUCUUUCGUGGAUCUUUUGGGUGUGGUCCCAGAUGUGCCCUUGCUGGAAGAGAACUCUGAGACCAAUUGGAUCAUCGACACGUCAUCCAAGAAAAACAUGUUCGUGCGAUUGCUGACUCCAAUGAGCGGAAGCGUUGUAACUACUGGCUCUGCGAAGAGGACACCUGCGGCUAAGGCAAAUCCCAAAGCCAAGGCCAAGGCGAAGGGAAAGGCCAAAGCCAAGGCCGCUUCCACUCCCUCUUCUGGAAGCCAAGUCAGUGUGCCGAAUCUACCACAUGAAGAACAUGUACACGAUGCGACAAUUGCUUGUGCAGUGGGCGUCCGUCAGAAACUAUGGUUAGAUGAUCUGCUGGCUUGCACGAAUCAUGUUUGUUCAAGUGUGGCUCGCAUGGGGGUGGAGAAGGAGCACAUUGAAAGUUUGAAGUCACAGCUGAUCCGCACAGGCUUGCUGUUUGCUAUGAAAGGUUCUGUUGUCCUGGAGACCGGCAAGUCAACAAAGACACACAAGAAGUGGUCAACUUUGCGUCCAGCAUUGAAAGAACACGCUAUGAUGAUUCUCAUUCAGGUGAUGAAAGCGAAGCUUGACAAUGCUUUGAAGGAAGAUGCAUCAGGAGGAUCAACGGCAGGUUUGAGACAGUUGGAGGCGGCCGUGUCGAGCUACAAUGAAAGCAUGUACGUGGACCAAAACAUGUCUGCCGAUGACAAGCUGCAGAAAUGGAGUGACGAAAUUCGUGCCUGGAUGAGUUCUGAGCCCGAAGAGAUUGCUCACACCGACAAGUGUUUGAAAGUGACGUCGCAUGCAACAUUCGGGAAGAUCAAAGCUGCCAUCUUGAAUGCAGUUUGCACAUGUUCUGGUUUUGACGGCAGUCCAGACCCUCAGGCAGCUGCAUCCUGUAUGUUGCAUUGCUCUCAGCCCCAGUUUGCCGAUGUCAUGUACGAGAUCCUUCGUCAUGUGCAUGCAGUCUUUGGCGACAAGUUUACAUGCUUCGUGAAUCUCUUCUUGGAUGAGAUCACCCGAGGCCUGUGA
Molecule: messenger RNA, 1383 nt
Organism: Cladocopium goreaui
Lineage: Eukaryota; Dinophyceae; Suessiales; Symbiodiniaceae
Source: the annotation of a GenBank genome assembly